CCACUCUCACAUUACCACAACCAUGCGUCUACUCCGGCUCAGCGCUCUGGUGCUCGCCGCCGGAAGUGCUCAUGCAUACCUCGAUACUACACCCUUCUUUAUGUUCUCGACGUCAGAGCUUUUGAACCCAGACUCGCGAUUACAAUCCGCCAGCAGCGUCGUUUCCAAUGUCGCCAUUUCUCUAUCCACCUGUCCUUCAGAUUACUAUGUCGUCGUCUCACAAUCCGGCGUGAGUAGUCAUGACUACGAAUCUAUAAAGAACACGCCCGUCUUGGCCCAGGCCCUGUCCAGACAGUCUGCGAGAGGCGUCAGAAGUAGCAUGGUCGUGCCUGAUGUCACCGGUAGCAUCGACUCGUCGAGCUGGAUAGACCUUUUACGCUCCAAAUGCGGCGUGCAAGUUACCGAGAUUGACGCCUCGAAGGGUGCCAUCCCUGCGACGAUUUCACCUGCACCACGAUUGCUCAAAAUCACACUCCCUAAGCCAUCGAGCCAAAGGCAGAGCGACUUGGCACAGAACGAUGCCUUCUUUGCCUCUGUUCUCGACAUGCUGCCUAUACAGAAUUAUACGGUCUUGUACACGACGGCGAGAUCGGGGCUUGUAGAAGAGGUGGAGCCGAAGGAAUAUGAUAUGGAGUCGCAGAUCCAGGAGAGUUUGCACAUCGACCUGAAGAGAGAUUUGGGUCUGGAUGCUCGUGCUGGAAGUGGUACGAAGAGCAAUCAGACCAUGAUCGACGGGCCGUUGUUUGAUAAGUAUCAGUUCUUUACGCCUGGUAUCUUCAUGGGUCUUCUUGUCUCAUUCCUCCUCCUGUCCAUCCUGUACGUUGGUAUCUCGGCUCUGGCUUCCUUGCAGGUUACCUACGCCGCGUUCGACAAGGAAAUGGGCCAGCUGGCGGCCAAGAAGCAACAAUGAUCAAGCUGUGGGUUGGCAUAUGAUUUGGGAUUCAAAUUUGCCCUGGUAUUAGAGUGUCCGGCAUGCCUGCUUGUCGGGCGGGUAUUGUGUAUAGUAAUGCUCAAUGUCACGAAUAUUUUGAGCUUUGGACCUUCCCUCUUUUGCCGUUUCGCUAUUUGUUGCACGGUGGAAUAGUUAACCUCGGAUCUAGUGGUGGAAGGAGACAGCCCUGAUCUUAUGGUG
Exophiala oligosperma is the source of this 1132-nucleotide messenger RNA. RefSeq lists its product as uncharacterized. Gene Ontology annotation, biological process: (1->6)-beta-D-glucan biosynthetic process; fungal-type cell wall biogenesis. Lineage: Eukaryota; Fungi; Ascomycota; Eurotiomycetes; Chaetothyriales; Herpotrichiellaceae. The transcript has 3 exons. Gene Ontology annotation, cellular component: endoplasmic reticulum membrane. Bases 23 to 910 code for a protein of 295 amino acids. The record is from RefSeq and is a predicted model, not a curated record.